Gadus morhua (Atlantic cod) is the source of this 1816-nucleotide messenger RNA. RefSeq names its product mitochondrial fission process 1 (gene mtfp1). NCBI's taxonomy places the organism in Eukaryota, Metazoa, Chordata, Actinopteri, Gadiformes, Gadidae. The transcript is spliced from 4 exons. The record is from RefSeq and is a predicted model, not a curated record. Gene Ontology annotation, cellular component: mitochondrion. The coding region runs from base 64 to 579 and encodes 171 amino acids. Gene Ontology annotation, biological process: mitochondrial fission.
AGUGCAGCUCAGAAGGCUGGUGACCGAGGCAUCUUGAACACACCAUUACUGCUGCUAUAGGAAAUGAUAGAAGUGAAGGGCAUGACUCCAAGCGAAGACCCCCCCUCUAAAGCGGUCGACAUCUAUCGUGACACAUGGGUUCGCUUUUUAGGCUAUGCCAACGAGGUGGGCGAGGCUUUCCGGGCCCUGGUGCCGGUCAGCAUGGUAAGGGCCACCUAUGGUGUGGCCACCGUCUAUGUCACCGCUGACGCUGUGGACAAAGGGAAGAAGGCGGCGGCGGCUCAUGGAGACGGCCCUGGGAGGACAGCCAAGGUGGCUGCUGCUGUGGUCGACACCUUUGUGUGGCAAGCCCUUGCGUCUGUGGCCAUCCCCGGUUUCACCAUAAACCGUGUGUGUGCCGGCUCUCUCUACCUGCUGGGCCGCACCACCAAGUGGCCCCUGCCCGUCCGCAAGUGGACCACCACGGCCAUCGGCCUGUCCACCAUCCCCUUCAUCAUCACUCCCAUAGACAGAUCUGUAGACUUGCUGCUGGACGCCAGCCUUCGGAAGAUCUACGGGGGAGGAGAGAAGCAGGACUGAGGGGGAGACCCAAAAGGAGGAGAACAGAUGCUGUGGAGGCCUGACACCUCAUCCUGCUCAUGGUCCUUUGUGAACUGUGCAAUACAGUGCUGGUUCUUCCAGGAGUACAAUGGUUUUAUCUUUAUUAAUGCAUCCACACAAUAUACAGAUUAAUACAUUAUUCUUGUUGACAAUGCUCUAUUGAUCAUAAAUAAAGAUUUUUAGAUGCUUUGUAAGAGACUUUCCAAAGCAUAUAAGAAAUGAUAAAAACAAAGCAGACUAUAUUUAUUUCCAUAAACUUUAGGAAUAUUUCACCAGUACAUCUAAUCUGGGACUAUCAGUCAUUUGUUUAAAAUUAAAUCUGAAAAUUAGAUUGUAAGGAUUACUCUGCUGAAAGAAGGGAUGUAGUGGAUACGAGCCAUGUUCACAAAGGUCGAACUCAUGUUACACACACUGGUGGUUUAUGAGCCAUACUCUCUGCUGCUAUUGUGACAGCAUGGUGUCCACCAUGUUACGCUCUUACUGUAAUAUUUCUACUUCUUUCACUACUGUUUCACACUCCGGUUACUGCUGUUCCACACAAUGUGUUCACUUGUGAAGCCAUUUCAUUAAGCACAAGAGAUCGUUUUUUUACCCAUAGCAAAGUGUAUAGUCGAUUGAUUUAUCGUAUGCCUUGACAUUAAGGUGUACUUUAUUUGAAUGUUUGUGGCAUCUUGUCACGAUAGAUGUUAAUUACUUUAAAUGUAGGAAAUAUGUGGAUGAUGACCUAGCUAUUGUUAGUGACCUCACUUAUGUACGAUGAGCUCACAGAUAUACACUGGGCUUUCAAUGAUAUGGUUUACUCAGGCGUAAUACAUGUAUCGUUCAAGGUAUUUUGUAUUGAUUAUUAGGACUUGGUAAAUCAUUCCUCCAUAAUCGUUCAAUGGUUUGGAGAAAAAUUGUGUCACUCAGUCAGGAGUCCUAGAUUAAGUCCAUAAAAACUCUUCUGUCCAAAUACUUAUUGCUGUAUAAAUGAGAAGGAUGGCAAAGACAAAUAUACUAACAAAUAUAUAUUUUAUUACUGUUGGGUGGUAAGUGUAUACUGUAGCUAUGCAAGGGAAACAUAGGUGGGACCUGUUAACUGGGCAUUCAACUAUAAGGGAAUUUUUCAAGCAGACUUUUUAACCAUCUCUUUUCUUUUAAUGUUUUGUUCUGUUGCACUUUGUCAAAGCUUUAGGUUUACUUUUAAGUGACACGCCAAUAAAUCAAUGAAAACCUA